UCCACUCUGUUAGCCCUGACCCAUGCCCGACUGUGGCACUAGGGGUGCUGUGCUGCAGGGCCCAUGGCACAGGGCUCAGCAGGGGGCGCUCUCCCUGCAGACUCAGUGCUGGCCCCAGUGUCCCAGGGUGCUGCUAAAGGGUGCUGUAGCUGCUGGGAGCGGAGUGGGUUUCCCAGUAGGGGGCGCUCUCCCCUGGGAGUCAGCCCUGCCCCAAUAACCCAGCCGGGUGGUAGGUGCAGCUGCAGGUUACAUCUUUUGGAGAAGAGAAGACAAGGUUCUGAGCUAAACCGACUGAAAAUAUGAGCAGGAAACAAAAGGAGAGAAGCUGCCACAUUGGGGGUGUGUGAGAGAGUCACCCAGAAACCUGCUGGGAUUUCGCGGGGAGGGGAAGGUAUAUGCGAGACUCUUGCAAAGCAGGCGUCUGUGGUCAGAGAGUGCAAACCAGCCAUGUAGCAGGGCCGCAUGGAAGCCAGGGCAGAGGGCUUGUAUGUGCAGAAGCCUCGGGGUGGGAUCGCCCCCUUGCUGCGCCGUGCCUUUGAGGUCCCUCCCGUGUCUGCAAACCACUUGGGUCAAGCCUGGAUUCCCCCAAGAGCUGCAGAUUCCAGAGUUUCUGCUUCCAAGCCCAGCUGGAACCCAGGAGUCCGAGACAGCAGGAGAUAAAGGAGAAGAAAAGAAAUCAGCCCAACACUUCUUUGUCUAGUUUGAACCAUGGUCUAAGAUUCAAACUUGCUCCCAAACUUGCCGUGAGGCCGUCGGUCCAUAGAGACACCGGACACCCCUGGAGAGGCUGGGGGAUGUGGUGUCCAGGUCUCCGUGGCUGAAGCCUCCUGUCCUGUGUGCAACUGCCCAGUUCUGGUGUCCCCUUGGGGCAGUCGGAAAGCGUCCCAGUGCCCUCGGGUCGGAAGAGCUGCCGUCUCCAUCUCGCCAAGGCACAGCGAUUCUGUCUGGGGGAAAGGCCAUUGCACAAGGAGCCACACCACGGAAUCAGAAGGACCUUGGAGCCCGAGAGCUUUCGUUGUCCUGAGGAACGUUUUGUUUGAUAGAUUCAAAGUGACUGUUGUGAUCACCUAGUCUCACCAGCUACGGAACCUGGGCCAUUGGACAGCCCUGAAUUCAUUCCUGCUAGAACCAGAGCAGAGUGUUUAGAAGAACAUCCCAUCUUGAUAUAAAAGCUGCCAGCGAUGGAGAAGUUGCCAGCGCUUGCCUGCCUGCACCGCCCCAGCAAUGGGAGAGGGAGCUGGAGUCCAUUCUGCCCGGCUACAGCCUCGUGAGCGCCGCACUGCUCAGGUGUGACAGGGGAAAAGAGCUUGUCCAGAUUAGACUAGGUGGAGAUUUGCAGAUCCAGCCAUUUGGAAAUGGCCUUUACCGACAGAUGUGAAGAGCCCAGUGACCUUAUCUGUGAUGGGCAAAAGGACACACACCCAGUGAACAGACAGCAGCGUGGCCUCAGCUGUCUCUUCCUCCCCAUCCUCUCCCUGCUCGGAUGCACUCACGACAGGUCUGUUCUAUCCCACCGCUAGACCACUGUAUCAGAGCGCCUACCCGUCGUGCAUGAGGCACCCUGACUGACAUCUGUCUCGCCCUCCCACCGUCUGCCCCAAUCCACAAAGACACAGCAUACCCAGCUCUGGCGGCUCAUUCUGCAGGCUGGACCCUUCCAACAAUUGCUAGGGGAAUGGACCAAACACUGCACCUGGCACAGGAGCGUUGCAGGUGCUGGGGUGCUGCUGCAGAACAGCGUAACUACAAGCCCUGCAGGCCGCAGGUUGAUGGGGAUGAUACAGAUCUGUGUGUCUGUGCGAGCAUUCGGAGACACAAGUAUGUAUCUCUGGCCAAGCUGAUAGGCCAUCCCUGAGGAAACCAGCCCUCUUCAGGAAAGCACUUAAGCAGGAAAGGACCGUGCUGGAAAAGCCCUUUAAGCCUCCCCUUCUCCCCCCCCAGCACCAGCCGCCCACCUCUGACAAAGUUACAGCUCUGUCUAACCGCUCAGUCCCAGGAUGGGGCCCUCGUCCUCAGUAUUUAGCUAUUUGUUAUUGCACUUGUUUGUUCUCUCCUUACAAGCUCAGGUAACUGUUCAGUCCCCACCUAAUUUUACACAGCAUGUGAGGGAUCAGAGCCUGGUGACGGAUCAGCUCAGCCGACGGCUCGUCCGCACCUACCAGCUGUACAGCCGGACCAGUGGGAAGCAUGUGCAAGUCCUGGACAACAAGAAAAUCAAUGCCAUGGCUGAGGACGGGGACGCGCAUGCCAAGCUCAUCGUGGAGACGGACACCUUCGGGAGCCGCGUGCGUAUCAAAGGGGCCGAGACCGGGUUCUACAUCUGCAUGAACAAGAAGGGAAAGCUGAUUGGCAAGAGCAACGGCAAAGGCAAAGACUGUGUCUUCACGGAGAUCGUCCUGGAGAACAACUACACGGCGCUGCAGAACGCCAAGUACGAGGGCUGGUACAUGGCCUUCACCCGCAAGGGCCGGCCCCGAAAAGGCUCCAAGACGCGGCAGCACCAGCGCGAGGUGCACUUCAUGAAGAGGCUUCCCAAGGGCCACCAGACCACCGAGCCCCACAGGCGCUUUGAAUUCCUCAAUUACCCAUUCAACCGGAGAAGUAAAAGGACUCGAAACUCCAGCCCUCGGCAGGGCCCCUGACUUGCCCCGCCCCCUGCCUCCCAAGCCCCGCCCCCUUCUCUUCUGCGUAGACA
Molecule: messenger RNA, 2695 nt
Organism: Gopherus evgoodei (Goodes thornscrub tortoise)
Lineage: Eukaryota; Metazoa; Chordata; Testudines; Testudinidae
Gene: FGF8
Product: fibroblast growth factor 8
Exons: 12
Coding region: 1998-2642 (214 amino acids)
Biological process (GO): fibroblast growth factor receptor signaling pathway; positive regulation of cell population proliferation; positive regulation of gene expression
Cellular component (GO): cytoplasm
Molecular function (GO): type 1 fibroblast growth factor receptor binding; growth factor activity; type 2 fibroblast growth factor receptor binding
Source: RefSeq, a predicted model, not a curated record